UUUUCUGAAAUUGCAUGCCAUUUGUGUUUGUGGGCUGAUCGGAUCGGGGGGUGACUUCUUCAUUCUUUUAGGUUGUGCAAAAAAAGGAGUGUCUCCCACGAAGGAGUGCAAGUCUCUCAUCACCUCCCCGAAAGCAUCAUGGGUCUCCAAAUCCCUCCCGUGAAGGAGCACGGGUAUCCCAGCACCUCCCUCAAAUAGCAUGGGUCCCUCGGCAUCUCCCCCAAAGGAAUUGUGGAUCUUCCGUAUCUUCCCCAAAGGAGUGUGGUUCUCCUGACGUUUCCCCACAAAGGAAUGUGGGUCUCCCGACGUUCCCCCCAAAGGAAUGUGGGACUCCCAACGUUUCCCCCAAAGGAUUAUGGGUCUCCCGAUGUCUCCCCCAAAGGAACGUGGGACUCCCGAUGUCUCCCCCAAAGGAGUGUGGUUCUCUAAGCUCACCCCUCUUCUGCUUCAGUGCAGAUCAGUGUGAGCCAGUGAGUAGGCUUUUAGCUGACGUGGUACCAGUGACCACUAUGGCCAAGGUUUGUGGGGUGACGGCAAGUGAAAACAUACAAGCUGAAACAAACACAAAGAGCAGCCCUCUUUACAGGAAGCAGCUGAAUAUCUGUAUGUGUGUAGGAGCACAUGUGGGUUUGUAUUUACCACUUUAUGGGGUCCAAAUGUCCUCACAAUGUGGUAAACCUUCAAUCUGUAUGUGUCUGUGAGAGUGUAUGGAAGAGAGCCAGUAACUUCCUUUUGUAGAGAUCAUGUGAGAGUGUGUGUGUGGAAACAUGCCCCCUUGACAUGUCUGGGAAAGUGGCCGUAUCUGAGUGUGUAUUUCAGGUGAAUCCCCGAAGGGGUCAGGCUUUGUGGUCUAACAGCCACGUCGUGAGGGAACGGAAACGGGCAGCCUACUUAAAGGGGCAGCUAGGUCCAAGUGUGAUGGCCAAAUCAGGGAGGCGUGGGAGCAGGAAGCCGUCCAGAAGCGAGUAGAUCAGGCCAAUGUUAAUAAAAAAGAGAUAUUACCCAGCUAAUUAACAAGGCAGCUAUGCCAAGAUGACCUGGAGAAUAAGCUAACACAGAACCAGUGCUAACACAGAUACAAUACUAACCAAUGGUGUCUCAUUAAGUUACCCAAUUUAUGUUCUAUUUUUAAGAAAUGUUUUAGUAUUUCAAGGUUUUUUAUGGGACAUGUGAGGUUCUGUGUUUGGUGGGUAGGCCUGGUAGGGGGGCAUGUUGUAGGCAAGGCCACACUUUUUUUUCAGUAGUUUGUGUGCGGUGUGUCGGGGCUGAAUUUUUGGCAUGCAGUUAAUCUGUAUUCCAGAUCUCCUGACUGGAUGUGUGCGUGAGGCAUGUGUACGCUGGGUAAGUUAUGGAAUUUGUGUGGAAAAGUUUGGGUUUUUGCCGGAUAAUACUGUUUCCACUUGUCGCCAGUAGGGGGAACUGGUGAUCUUUUUUUUUUUUUUUAAAUAAUGCUAAUAAAUGUAAUCAACACUUAGAGCUGGGCUGGCCUUUGACCAACAACUCCCAUCCCCCCUCCUAGUGCAGUCCUGCUUAUAGUAAAUUGUCAAAUACUGAGAAAAGAACCACAAGUUUUGAUCCUUGUCCAGCCAUCUAUCACUGCGUUUUUUAGUCUUCCAGCCAAAAUUUAUAGCGAUUACACAAAAAGCAGGCCAGUUCAGACUCUCGAACAAAAUGCAUACGUUACAAUUUCUUUGGUUGCGAAUAAUUGAAAAUAUACAUAAAUAUAUCACUGCAGAAUUUAAGAGUGUUUGUGACAGAUUCGGUCCAUAUUCAGUUCAGAUCCAUGUUAUUAUAUUGGUAAGUUUUCCUUUCUCCUGAAAUCACAAAUAAAUAGAAUUAAUAUAGCAAUAUAAUGUCCAUGUUUUAAACAGCAAAAGAUAAUAUUUUGCCAAUAUAUUCAGACAUACUAAAUAACAGCCCCCUGGGAACAAUAAAGUAUAACAUCUUAUUUAAUGAGAAUAAGGAAAAUCUUUGCAUAGCAGGAACGAGCCAUAGUCAGUUUUCAUAAAUAAUUAUACGUAAUAGCAAUUUAAUUAGACGUGACCGAAGAGUUUCUGCUUUCGAGCGGAGGAUUGACUUAAGUGGUUUGCAGCCACUCCCGCUCAGCACUGGGUUCAAUCCGAGGCGUUUCGGGGUGACUGAGGACACGCGCUUCCUUUCGAGAGGGUGACGCAACCACAGCGCAGCUUUGGCGCGAAAUAUGUACAAAUUACCGUUUGCGCAUUUCCACUUUAAGUUAGUACGCGCUCAGUUAAUGCUGCGCAAUGGCGGGACCUGCAGUACCAGGGUAAACUUACCCGGUUGUGGUUAAAAAAAGACUACCUUUUUCGGGUCCCAGUCUAGACUGGCCUGGACACCCUGGAUUUCAGAUUUACCAACUCUCACGCAUCUGGCGUGACACUCACGAUUUCAGCCUUAAUCUCACGCCAAAUAUAUAAUAUUCCAUUAUAACCCUAAAAUUAGCCAUAUCAAAAGGGUUGGGGCAGUUUACAAACCCCGCAGGACUAUUUAUAAGGUUACAUACAUGUACGUGCGUGUGCAUGUUGUGUGUAUGAGCGAAUGCAUGCAUUUGAGACUAGAACAGAAAAUUUCACCCCAGCCAGCUGACCAAAGUUGGUAACCCUGAAAUGUAUGUUAAAUGCACCUAAUCUACGUAAAAAAGAAAACGAUGGUAAAUGAUGAAGGCACAUAUCAAUAUAAUAUGCAAACACGCUUUCAUGGUCCGAUCGGUUUACCUAGUGUAGUCUGAGUUUACGCAUCGGUUUAGUAACCCCCUGAUUACUCUUGCAAGGAGUACUGUAUCCCUGAACUCCCAAGACACUUUAGCUUUCACACCAUUAAAAGUCCCCAAUCUCUACAAAGCGACGCGCCAGUGGACUUGUUGGGAAAUAAGGAAAGAUAUAUGAUUAAUUCCAGAUUCAUUCACUCUGUGGAUUGGAAAACGUGUCACGGUGUCAAGCAAAACACUAACCAGCUCCCAAACAAAUUUGAGAAGCCCAUCCUUAAAUAAUUCCCCCCGCCUUUUAUCUGACUCAGUGUCGCAGAACUCCUUUAUAAUUAUCGGCCAUGGUUUCACACUACGCCCUACUGCUGUGAGACGGCAAAAUAAAAACAACCCUGCCAGCCACAAGCCAAGCAAUCAAGUGCCAUUAAUACAAACGCCAUCUCGGUGAGAAGGCGCAGCUGGCAGAGGUACAGGCGAUCCGGCCACCAGGCUUCCGUACUGCGGCAGCCAUGGCAACACAUCACCGUGGUGUAUGUUUACCUUAGUAACCGCUCACCUAGCGACGCGGACGUUACGGUAAGAUAGGGACAGCCGCGUCCCCGUUGCAGGUGAUGUCUACAAACCCGUUUUAUAUGUGACGCCUGAAAGAAAAUGGAUUCCGCCUGCUUAAACUAUGCCCUGGACCUUACGGCGGGUGGCGGCUUGACUUUGACCUGUGAACAGAGGGCUGCCUUGCAGACAUCCUUGCUGGUCAUAAAAGUAAACUAUAAGUUCAGCCGUGUUCUCUUUUGGGGGAAAAUUUUAGGGCUGAAGAAUGAUUAUUUUAUAGCACAGGGGGUGGCAGCAGAUGAAAUGAAAGCCAAGAAAAUACUCUACAGCCUUAACUGCACAGAGUGGCACUUGCUACCCCCGGUCACAGCGCCCCUGCUGGCGUACGCGUCGACGCUGAACGGGCGCUUCACAGGUGACCCCUCGUUUGAGUACGAGCACAUGGAGACGCGCCAGCAGGGAGAGAUGGAAAUCACUGCGGAUUCAAAGGUAAAGGUGAAUGAAGAGCAGAGGGUGGCGGCCGUGGUACUCACCAUCGACCGGGAGGCCUCUGUGGUUCCACGGGGGGCCUUCACGAGGACUCCCGACGGGGCCGUUCAGACCAAUCGCAGCUUUGAAGGUCUGUCUUGGUCGGAGGCUAUAAAGCUAAGCAAUUACUAUCACUUCACUGAGCCGCAGGCCGUGAAGAAGACCCGCCUUCUAGAUAUGACCCGUCUGGACCCCUCUCUCGAUUAUCUGGACUCCUUAACUGAAGACAUACCAAAAGGGUCCUGGAGCUUGCAACUUGAGAAAGGCAGCAGUGUUGUGGUGCUGCGCAGUCUGUUUUGGCUGGGCUUGACCUUCUUCCACGUGCCCACGACUCCACAACACGGAUACAUCUACAUGGGUGAUGGUCUCAAGAACAUUGACCUGCCCUUCAUGCUGUGAGAUCCCAGGAGGCAUCAGACGUGAACCAAGCUUCACCGAAUGCCAUUUUUAAUAAAGUAUAGAGGGAAAAGCGA
Messenger RNA from Paramormyrops kingsleyae, 4275 nucleotides. RefSeq names its product radial spoke head component 9 (gene rsph9). NCBI's taxonomy places the organism in Eukaryota, Metazoa, Chordata, Actinopteri, Osteoglossiformes, Mormyridae. Gene Ontology annotation, cellular component: radial spoke; axoneme. The record is from RefSeq and is a predicted model, not a curated record. Gene Ontology annotation, biological process: axoneme assembly; cilium movement involved in cell motility; motile cilium assembly.